CGUGACAUCGCGGAGAGCUGCUGACACAUGCAGAUCAAGUUCUUAUGCAAAUGGGUCCCAGGUGGCGAAGAGCCUCUCCGAUCGUCGUCCGAUGACCUCACCAGUACCCGAGCGGCAGAGCUCUAUUACUUGUGCAACCUCUGAUGCGUCGGACCUCUGUCAGCGAUAUACUGGGAUUAGCAGCAGAAGCUCACAUAAUCCGUUGCAGAACAAGAACGAAUACUCUCAAGAUGGGCUUACCACAACGACCAGACGAAUCCAUCUCCUCCGAGACCCCAUCAACCACCACAAAAGCCUCCUCCCUCCCUCCCGAAGCCCUCGCCCUAGCAACCCAACUCUUCGACCACGCUCGUACAGGCCAGACCGCGAUUCUCUCGCAGUACAUCACGCACGGCAUACCCGUAAACCUGACCAAUGACAAAGGCGACAGCCUUCUCAUGCUAGCAGCCUACCAUGGACACCUCGAGACUGUCCAGAUGCUCGUUGAAAAAGGCGCAAAUAUUGAUGCUCUGAACGAUCGAGGGCAGAGUAUUGUGGCAGGAGCUGUGUUCAAAGGUUACGAUGAUGUCGUGAAGUAUCUGGCCGAGCAAGAUGCGGAUCUGGCCAACGGACAACCCUGCGCGAUUGACACGGCACGUAUGUUCAAGAAAGAGGAGCUGCUAAGGUUCUUUGGGUUCGAAGAAUGAUGAGAUUGAAGGAUUUGAGGGAUAGAGGAAGAGGAAUAUGAUCAUAACGCGCCCUCUCAAGCCAUGCAAGGGAUCAGCCAGAGGAUUAAGCUUGACAUAAUGCUGCAGCAGAACAAGUACUGCCUGAACCAUCUUUUCAGCUCUCGUGGAGACUGCUGGCGAUAUAAUUGCAAAGAGGGCUAAUGAAAGAGGAGGGCGCAGUGGGCAAAAGCAACACUUAUUGAAAGGGAAUGAAA
Molecule: messenger RNA, 922 nt
Organism: Cercospora beticola
Lineage: Eukaryota; Fungi; Ascomycota; Dothideomycetes; Mycosphaerellales; Mycosphaerellaceae
Product: ankyrin repeat domain-containing protein
Cellular component (GO): cytoplasm; nucleus
Molecular function (GO): protein binding
Source: RefSeq, a predicted model, not a curated record